CAGAAAGAGCAAACUGUUCGUUAAAUGCCCGGGCGUUUUUAUAAACAUACCUGAUGCUCUGUACUUACAAAGUUUUGCCGUUAUUAUUUGAAAUCCUAUGUAGCUGGUUGCACCAUACCUUUCUUUCUUGGAAGAUCGAAGACGAUCCUUAUUGCGUUACAUUUUAUUUUAUUAAAAAAUAUUCCUCAGCUACAUCAACUAUUAAGCUUAAGAUUAAACAAGAGUUCAAUGGCUGAGGAAAAUAUUGAAAUUUGUGGAUUUCUAGAUGUUAAAUUUUUUGGUAGUAAAUCAAAGGUUCAUAAAGUAAAAAAAAGGACACUGGGUCCUUGGAAAGUAUGGAAAAGGCACUGGUGCUCUGUUAAAAAACUAGGCCCUGGUUUGGGUGUUAAAGUACAACUUGAUUAUGCCAUUAGCAGUGGUAGUUCUAUAUCACCAAAUGAUAAUGGUAAUUCCAUAACGAUACCAUUGGAUGCUAUCAUUCAUCGUACUCAAUCUAGAUCCAAACAAUUUGCCUUUGGUAUAUUUCCUACCAAAGACAGAAAACCAUUACUUUAUUUAGCUGGUAAUUCAGAAACAGAAUCUCAAAGAUGGAUGGCAAAUAUCAGGCAGCUGUUAAAACCCAGAAAGUAUAAAUUUACCUUAGAAUCUUAUAGUGUAUCUAUGGUUGACAAUGGACAUUCCAAAGCAUCAGGCCUCACAGGACUAUACGGUGAUCUAGUAACUAGUACAUUAGGAGUUUUUAUAAAAGACAUUCAUACAGGUCAAACAAUACAAAGUUUUGAAUGGAAAGAAUUAGGUCAGUUUCAUUUGAGCACAUCAGGUCGACCAGAAGAUGUCAGAUGUAUUUGUGUAAUUCACACAACUAAAGAAUAUCGUGGCGGGGUUGGAGAACUUCACGUGUUUUGUUUAGACGCUGCUAAAUUAUUACUAGACCUGGUAACCCAAGGACGUGGACCACGAAAUAGACAAAUAAAUCGACGACCUUUCAGUUUAAGCGAGGGUGAUCUUAGAAUACUAACACAGAAUGAAACACUGGUAAGAUAUCCAGUAUUCAAUGAAAGAACAGACUUGAAAACAUAUAACAGAAGAAGGGAAAGUAACGAAAAUUACGAAGUAAUAAAAUGCAAAAUUCCUAAUAGAACAACAGGAUAUUUCUAUCAACUUGAACCACCUAGUAUUCCAUUUAUUGGAGGAAGUUCAGGUGGCCCAAGUAGUUCUAAGAAUAGGAUUUCUGAUGUCUCUAUAGCCUCUGGAAUUUAUGAAGAAAUUGCAGAUCAACGAAGCAGCAAUGUAACAGCAGCUACUUCAAGUUUCAUGGAGGUGGACGAAGAAUUAGCCACUCGCCACCCAGAUGAACCUCCACCUUUACCGCCAAGACAAAGAUGUGCUUCAGAGUCUAUAGCUAGCAAUAGGUUUCAAGACGUUCGAAUGUCUCGAUCAAAUAUUGUAUCUAUGACAUCAGCUCGAAACUUUAUGCACAAUGGAAGAAAUGCUUUUGCAUUACAAAAGAUAAUAGAUAACUCUCAUUAUGUUCCUAUGUCACCUCGAAUAAUAGAUAACGCUCUACAGAAUCGACAACCACGAGCUGCUCUGGAGGAAAGCGAGUAUGUUAUGCAGAGUGAAAGAAACGUUUUUGUACAGCAAAGAAUAAUGGACGAGUCCCAUUAUGUUCCCAUGUCACCUAGGUUAAAAGAUAUUGCUCUGUUAGAAGCACAAACACCUCUACACGAAAGCGAUUACGUUAUUAUGCGUUAAACGAUUUACGAAAAAAACAGUGAGCAUAUUUUUGAUAAAAAGUCACGUUCCAACCAUAUUUUUUAUACGAUACUUUGAUUUCUUUUUCUAAACCGCUUCUUAUAUAGAUUCAUCAAUU
This is a messenger RNA of Osmia bicornis bicornis, 1873 nucleotides long. RefSeq lists its product as uncharacterized. The transcript has 4 exons. The coding region runs from base 229 to 1755 and encodes 508 amino acids. The record is from RefSeq and is a predicted model, not a curated record. Lineage: Eukaryota; Metazoa; Arthropoda; Insecta; Hymenoptera; Megachilidae.